AUGAAGAAAAAACUGGACGAUCUCACAGACCACUCUCUCCUAAACAGAAUGUGAGGAAGAACCUCGAUUUUGAACCACUCUCCACUACAGCACUUAUUUUAGAGGACAGACCAGCGAACCUCCCUGCAAAACCAGCAGAAGAAGCUCAGAAACACAGACAACAGUACGAAGAAAUGGUGGUUCAAGCGAAAAAAAGAGAGCUCAAAGAAGCCCAGAAGAGAAAGAAACAACUGGAAGAACGCUGCAAACUGGAAGACAGCAUUGGCAGUGCUGUUUUAACGUGGAACAAUGAAAUCUUGCCCAACUGGGAAACUAUGUGGUGUUCCCGUAAAGUUCGAGAGCUAUGGUGGCAGGGCAUUCCACCAAGCGUGAGAGGCAAAGUCUGGAGCUUGGCAAUUGGUAACGAGUUAAACAUCACCCAUGAACUGUACAAUAUUUGCCUGGCUCGUGCCAAAGAGAAAUGGCGAUCACUUAGCAUAGGAGGGACUGAAGUAGAAUGUGAAGAUGCUGGAUUUUCUGCAGCUGACAGAGAAGCAAGCUUGGAGUUAAUAAAACUGGAUAUCUCAAGAACGUUUCCUAAUCUCUGUAUAUUCCAACAAGGUGGUCCUUACCAUGACACGUUGCACAGUAUUUUAGGAGCCUAUACUUGUUACAGACCUGAUGUGGGCUAUGUACAGGGCAUGUCAUUCAUAGCAGCAGUAUUGAUCUUGAACUUGGAUACUGCAGAUGCCUUCAUUGCUUUUUCUAACCUUUUAAAUAAACCCUGUCAGAUGGCGUUUUUCCGUGUGGACCAUGGCCUUAUGUUGACUUACUUUGCGGCAUUUGAGGUAUUCUUUGAAGAAAAUCUGCCAAAGUUAUUUGCUCACUUCAAAAAAAAUAACUUAACACCAGACAUCUAUCUUAUUGAUUGGAUAUUCACAUUGUACAGCAAAUCUUUGCCACUAGACUUGGCAUGUCGUGUCUGGGAUGUGUUCUGCCGUGAUGGAGAAGAGUUCUUAUUCCGUACAGCCCUGGGAAUAUUAAAACUUUUUGAAGAUAUUUUGACCAAAAUGGACUUCAUUCAUAUAGCCCAGUUUUUAACUAAGCUGCCAGAGGACUUGCCUUCUGAAGAAUUCUUCGUGUCUAUUGCUGCCAUUCAGAUGCAAAGUAGAAACAAAAAGUGGGCUCAGAUACUGGCUGCUCUGCAGAAAGAUAACCGGGAAAUGGAAAAAGGAAGUCCUUCACUCAAACGUUAAAAUUAUGGUUGCCUCCAGUGACUCAAGGGAAAAGAGCUAAAGUGGCAAAAGUAUUGAGUACUGUUUGACAUGUAUGAGCCUGCAAAUUAAAGUGUUAUUUCAGAGUUUUGUUUAGUAGUAGAAUAGCCUUAAAGGGGGGAGAGGAAAAAAGAGGAGGGGAGAAAAAAAAAAAAAGGAAGGAAAGAAAUCGGGGGAUAAAACCCUUAUAAGUGAAACCUAGGCUUUGCCUUAAACCUUUAGUGGAAUGAGCAUUUGCUGUGGACAGCGUUACACAUUCUGUACUUCUGAUGAGGGCAGUGAAACUAAACAAUGCUAAGGGGGUUUUUUAAGGUGUUUUUUCUUUGAUGUUUUAAAAUACUGGGCGUUCAGCAUUGUCAGUUAAUUUGAAAACUAUUCCCCAGUUUCAUUCUUAGGCAGGAUGUGUUUCCCAUACCCAUAACAGUAGCUGGAUCUGGAUUUUAAAUAACUGGUGCUGGAAUUUUUAGUUAAAUGAUGUAAGGACCAUUUCUUU
Molecule: messenger RNA, 1746 nt
Organism: Balearica regulorum gibbericeps (East African grey crowned-crane)
Lineage: Eukaryota; Metazoa; Chordata; Aves; Gruiformes; Gruidae
Source: RefSeq, a predicted model, not a curated record